This is a messenger RNA of Alligator mississippiensis (American alligator), 2635 nucleotides long. RefSeq names its product cardiotrophin-2. The coding region runs from base 291 to 1073 and encodes 260 amino acids. The transcript is spliced from 2 exons. The record is from RefSeq and is a predicted model, not a curated record. NCBI's taxonomy places the organism in Eukaryota, Metazoa, Chordata, Crocodylia, Alligatoridae.
CCUCCCCCAGAGAACCCAGGUGCCCGGCCCUGCCCCAGGGAGCGCAGGCGUGCGGGUAACCCGAUCGGGCGCGGACGUGCGGGGCUCCCCGUCGCGGCCCCGGCACACAAUGGUGCCCCUCCCCCCUCAAGGAAGUGCCCCCGCUCCCAGGCUGGAGGCGGAGGGGGGGUCGGGCCCCCGGGUCCCAAUAAAGCUGAGCCAGGCCCGGCCCUUGCCCCAGAGUGGCUCAGAGGGGGCAGGGGGAGGCUGGGGGGGAGGGGGGCAGGAUUGGGCCCCCACUAAGACCAGGCAUGAUCCCAGCAGGGGGUAAGUGGGGGCCCGCGUGCCUGGGGCCCCUAGGGGGUGACCCAGACCCUUGGGCUCCCUGGAGGGGUGGUUGGGAACAUCCUAGGGUGGGGGUGUCCUGGAUGCCUGGGUUUUUGAGGGAGGGGAUGGGGGCCUGGAUGCCCGGUCCCCCCCACCCACCGCGACUCCCCCAUGCAGCCGGGACUCUCCUGCUCUGCCUGGUGCUGGCCCAAGCAGCUGCGGAUCCCACUGCCAACACCAUUGCCCAGGCCUACAGCCUGGCCCGGCUGCUGCAGGCCGACGCCACCGACUUGCUCCAGGCCUAUCUGAGCGCCCAGGGGCCCCCCUUCAGUGCCCCUGGCUUUGCAGCGCCGGCGCUGGGCUGGGCUGGGGUCCCUGGCGCUGCCCUGCCCUUUCCUGCCUGGCGGGGCCUGGGGGACGGGGAGCGUCUCCGUGGCAACCAGGUGGCUUACGCGGCCUACGAAGCCUUCUUGGCAGUAGUGGCGGACGACCAGGCCCAGCUGCACCCGGGGAGGCCCCAGCUCCUGGCUCACCUGGCCCGGGCCCGGGCCCGGGUGCGGGGCCUGAGAGCUAGCCUUGGCGCCGUCAUGGCUGCUCUGGGCGUGGUGCCAGGCACUGGGCCCCCAUUGGUUGCCAUGGCAACCGCCAACCAGGCCUCAGCCUUUGAGAGGAAGUGCCGAGGCUACGUGGUCUGCCGCGAGUACCGGGCCUGGCUGGGCCGCACCGUCCGGGACCUCACCCUGCUCAGGGCCAAGUACCUGGCCUAAGACGCCUCCAUGCCACUUCCUGUGGGCUGGCAAGAUGGCCACCCCCACUUCCUGUUGGUGUAGGUGACAGCCAAGCCACUUCCUGUUGGCAUGGACAAUGGCUGGAGGCACUUCCUGUGGGCCUGCAUGAUGCCUGACUCUACUUCCUGUUGGCCUAGGCAAGAGCCAAGACACUACCUGUUGGCCUGGACUUCCUGGUGGCUUACAGUGGCCAUCCUACUUCCUGUUGACUGCUCCAAUGGCCACGCCACUUCCUGUUGGUCCCUGCCAUCACCAAGGUACUUCCUGCUGGCUGGGCAGACUUGCACCUCACUUCCUGUUCACCCUGCCAAUGGCCAGCACUCUUCCAGUUGCCCUUUGGCCGUGCCCCAAGGUCCCUGCGGGCAGGGUUGAGCACUUCCUGUCCCAAAGGCCUCUCUGCCCAUUUCACAGAUGGGGAACUCAGGCAAGACCACACCUGAGCGGUCUGGCCUGGCUGGACAAGGUGAAUCCUCUCUCUCUUGGGACGGCGGCCACGCAAAUGACCUUAGUUAAUAUGCAAAUCUCCUGUGGCAGUGACAGGGCAGGAGAGAGGGAGGAACGAACUGUGCCCGGUUGGUAGCAGCCAUUUAAAGAGCAGCUGGAUGUCGACUGUCUGGGCGUCUCCACGCAGCCAGCUCUUGGGUGGGGUGGCUGGAGACUGUCUGCAUAUAACACUGGAGAGAGGGACUGUAAUGUGGCCAGCUCUGGGGUGGAACAACUGAGGUACGGCAGCAUGUAAUGCUGCAUAGGGAGACAGGGAUGCAGCCAGCUCUGGGGUGGACUUGAGGUAUGGCUGCAUAUAACACUGCAUAGGGAGGGUUGGGAUGCAGCCAGCUCUGGGGUAGAAUUGACUUACACCUGCAUGAAACACUGUACAGGGAGACGGAGAUGCAGCCACCUCCGGGGUGGAACUGAGCUACAGCUGCAUAUAACACUGUGUAAGGAGGGCCAAGAUGCAUGUAGCUCUGUGGUGGGGUGACUAGAGAACAGCUACAUAUAACACUCCAUAGGCAGGCGGGGAUGCAGCCAGCUCUGGGGUGGAGCGGCAUGGGGGGCGGAGACUAGCCACUUGGCUUCUCCCCCUCACAACCAGAGAAAUUGACCAAUCAAAGCCCCCUGGGGCUGUCUUCGAGACCACGAAUCAGCACGAGUCAUUGUCACCCUCCUUUAAAUAAUUAAUAUAUGCAGGUGUCCACCACCCGUGUCUGGUCACCCCCCGUCAUCCGUCCACCUACUACCCACCAUCCCUCUCACUUACCUACCCGGCACCUCUGGGGUGGGACCACUAGAUGGCAGGUGCAUAUAACACUGCAGGGGGGAGCUGAGAUGCAGCCAGCUCAGGGGUGGAAGGAGGAAUGGCUGCACAUAACACUGCCUACAGACACCCCAGAUGCAGCCAGCUCUGGGGUGGGGAAGGGCUGCACGUAACACUGUGGGGAGAGUUAGGAUGCAGCCAGCUCUGGGGUGGAGACGCUGGGGAACAGCGGCACGGGGAUGCCUGGAAACCAAUCAAUUAAAGCCCCUUGGGGCCGUUUUCAAGA